This is a messenger RNA of Trametes versicolor FP-101664 SS1, 732 nucleotides long. RefSeq lists its product as uncharacterized. The record is from RefSeq and is a predicted model, not a curated record. The transcript has 4 exons. Bases 1 to 732 code for a protein of 243 amino acids. Lineage: Eukaryota; Fungi; Basidiomycota; Agaricomycetes; Polyporales; Polyporaceae.
AUGUCGCUGCCAUUCCCCGCCGGCGGCAGCCGUUACUUCACCGAGGAUCUCGAGACGGUCACCCCAGUCCUGGAAAUUCCGGUGGAGGACCCGCGGUUCUAUGUUUUCCCUGACACCACGAGAGGGCGCCAGUCACCAUCAGACCAUGUCGAGAACCUGGAGCGAUACCCCGGCAUCACCUCGUCCCUCGUCCCCAAGGACUCCGCGCUGAACCGUUUCUGCAUCCGCCACCCAGACUUCCGCCCGAACGACAUCUUCGUCUCUAGGUCGCCUGCCUCCGGCUACACACACCUCUACGCACUGGGCGACGCUCAGCGAGCCAACGAGGAGUACCUCUACCGUCUCGUCCACUACCACUACGUCACCAGCACGCAGGAGUGCAGCCCGCACCACUACGCUACCUUCACGGACCGCCUAUACGCGCUCCGCGGCCGCCGCGACGAGGUGGGACGCGCUGACGUGCGGGGAUGGCGCGCCGUGUCCCUCGCGUUUGGGGCUGAGGACCUGUGCGAGACGGCGGUGCUGCACAAGGAUGUGAGGGAGACGACCAGGGGCUCUGAGAUCAUACAGUGCUUUACUGGGGCCCCAGAAGGUGGCGGGGUGCCGACUGAGGACUAUGAGGCCGCCGUGGCUUCCCUGAAGAAGUUCAAGGCGCAGAUGCUGAAGGGUGCCUCGGAGCAGGAGCGCGAGGAGAUCAUGGCCCACUGGGCCACUGGACAUGGGACGACAUGA